Molecule: messenger RNA, 1508 nt
Organism: Sorghum bicolor (sorghum)
Lineage: Eukaryota; Viridiplantae; Streptophyta; Magnoliopsida; Poales; Poaceae
Exons: 9
Coding region: 156-1214 (352 amino acids)
Molecular function (GO): S-adenosylmethionine-dependent methyltransferase activity
Source: RefSeq, a predicted model, not a curated record
UGUGCUUUGUCGUGGAGGCACACGGCCCACCAGCUCCCUCCGCCGUGCUCCUCUGCUCACUGCCUUGGAUUCCGCUUCGCUUCCUCCGGUCCUCUCUCCGCCGCGCCUCCACCAGUCUCCAGGGAGCACGACUGCGCCACCUCUCCCCACUUCCCAUGGCGGCGCUGGGCACGGCGACCACACCCGCAGCAGCUCCCGGGGCGCCGCGCUGCUAUAAUCGGCACCCGCGGCCGCGGCACCACAUCGCGGCGCGCCGGAACCGGGUUGCCUCGGCGAGGAGGCUUGACCUGUGCGCCAGCGCCUCACCCUCACCUGCCGUCACUGCUCCCGACAUACCCGACGAAGCUGUCGAGGAACCCUUGGUGGAGCCGGCGGCGGAGACGAAGCUGAGGAAGCUGGCAUGUCCAAUCUGCUACUACCCCCUCGCGGGCUCGAGCGAUCAGUCGGACGAUGCUUCCAGUCUCGAAUGUUCAACCUGCAAGAAAUCCUACCCGAACAAACAGGAUUACUGGGAUCUUACAGUGUCAGUUGGUUCGAUAGAGUACUCUGAGUCCAUGCCAGCAGCAACAGAAUUGUUCAGGACUCCACUGGUAUCAUUUCUUUACGAAAGAGGAUGGCGCCAAAAUUUCAUAUGGGGUGGUUUCCCAGGCCUAGAGAGAGAGUUUGAAAUGGCAAAAACUUAUUUGAAGCCAACAUUUGGAGGGACUAUUGUUGAUGCAAGUUGUGGAAGUGGCCUGUUCUCAAGAUUGUUUGUUAAGAGUGGGCUAUAUUCUCUUGUUGUGGCACUGGAUUUCUCAGAGAAUAUGUUGAAGCAGUGCAAUGAAUACAUCAAGCAGGAAAACAUUUCAGAUGAGAGAUUAGCAUUGGUGAGGGCUGACAUAUCCAGACUCCCUUUUGUGAGUGGUUCAAUUGAUGCUGUGCAUGCAGGUGCUGCAAUUCAUUGUUGGCCAUCCCCAGCUUGUGCUGUUGCAGAUAUCAGUAGAGUCCUUCGCCCAGGGGGAGUUUUUGUUGCUUCGACAUUCGUAGCAGAUGUUAUUCCACCAGUUAUUCCAGUAUUGAGGAUCGGACGACCGUACAUUAGCCAAAUAACUGGCAACAAUACCUUCUUAUCUGAAGUGGAGUUUGAAGAUCUUUGCAAAGCAUGUGGGCUGGUUGAUUUCAAAUUUGUCAGAAGUGGAUUCUAUAUAAUGUUUUCUGCCACUAAAGCAAGCUAAUUAAGUAGCAGCAAUCGUCCAGUAGUUUAUGUCAAGCCUCCUCGGUUUUAUACUGCAAAUGGUUUCUUUCUGUGCAUUGUGCGGUUUUGCCCUUUGCUCUUAAGGCUGGCAACUUUCCUCAAGGGAGGUGUGAUUUAAAUAGUGAAUACACAUGUUUUACUUGACUGACCUCAUUAUAGCAUGGUGCAUGGAUAUAUCAGUUAUUUGUAUAUAGCUUAAUAGAUUUUUGCAAUUCUACAAUUUAUUAACUUAAUUUAACUAUUCAUACAUGUGGUUCCUUUGAACCAAUCGCAA